Molecule: messenger RNA, 1593 nt
Organism: Aspergillus versicolor CBS 583.65
Lineage: Eukaryota; Fungi; Ascomycota; Eurotiomycetes; Eurotiales; Aspergillaceae
Product: WD40 repeat domain-containing protein
Exons: 3
Coding region: 1-1593 (530 amino acids)
Cellular component (GO): Set1C/COMPASS complex
Molecular function (GO): histone binding
Source: RefSeq, a predicted model, not a curated record
AUGGCCCACGCCUCCAAACGCCGCCGCUUGACCCCCUCCCCGCCUCCCAUCUCCUCUCCCAUUGAAACUUCCUCCGACGAACUCGCAGCUGGCUCCGACCAUGACCAGGAGCGCCGUCGCGUGAGUCUUACAGCAUACCCGCCAAAACGGCCAUACCCUCGAUCCCGCAGUUUCAGCAGCUCCGAGAGUCCUGAUGAAUUGGCUAUGGACGCGGACGAGUACUGGCGUUCUCGUAAUCGGGGGCGCGAUUCACCCUGGGCACGCUCCGAUGAUGAGAACGAGGCGGACGAAGAAAAUGAUGAUGAUGCGAACGACAAUCUAAGUGAUGACGACAAUGACACAGAAAUGAAUGGUGAAGUUGAUGACAUGCAGACUGCGGGGGAGAAUGACGGCGAGAUAGGAGGAGGAUAUUCAGAUCGCUCGCCGACGCCUGUGCCGCCGCCGCCGCCGCCCAAACCAGACUCAGUGAAUUACCGACAGAGGUUCCUACUAAGAGGGCAUUUACGGGGGGUAUCGGCCGUGAAAUAUUCGCCAGAUGCGUCCAUGAUUGCCAGUGGAGGAGCGGACGGCGCAGUGAAGGUCUGGGGUGCGAAUACAGGGAAGCUGAUACAUACCUUUGAAGGGCAUCUCGCGGGUAUAUCAACGAUAUCAUGGAGCCCCGACGGUGCGACCAUUGCUUCGGGGUCAGACGACAAGACCAUCCGGCUGUGGAAUGUCCUAACAGGCAAAGCACACCGGACACCUUUCAUCGGGCACCACAACUACGUUUACUCCAUCGCCUUCUCCCCCAAAGGCAACAUGCUCGUCAGCGGUUCUUACGACGAAGCCGUUUUCCUCUGGGACGUGCGGUCCGCGCGCGUCAUGAAAUCGCUCCCCGCCCAUUCCGACCCCGUUAGCGGCAUCGAUGUCGUCUGGGACGGCACUCUCAUCGCAUCAUGCGCAACGGAUGGCCUAGUCCGUAUCUGGGACACAGCAACAGGACAGUGCCUUCGAACCCUGGUACACGAAGACAACCCGCCUGUAUCGGCGGUGAAAUUCUCGCCGAACGGAAAAUACGUGCUCGCGUGGACGCUGGACGAUUGCGUGAGACUGUGGGACUACGUGGAGGGCCGCUGUCUAAAGACGUACCAGGGCCACGAGAACCGAAAGUACAGUCUUUCCGGUGGCUUUGGGGUUUACGGACAAGUGACGCCGCGAACACCGGGGUAUGCAUUCGCAGUUAGUGGUAGCGAGGACGGAGCUGUGCUCUGCUGGGAUGUCGUGAGUAAGAAGGUCCUCCAGCGGAUUGAGGGCCACUCGGGUGUCGUUCUCGGUGUGGACACCUGCUCAACGAGUCAGGGGAGGUAUCUCGUGAGUUGUGGGUUGGACAUGACAGUUCGGGUUUGGGAGGAGGUCAUUGGACCCGAGCCAGAGGAGACGGGCGUGCCUGACCCUGACCCUGAACCUGAACCUGAACCUGAGUCUGAGGCGCGGGAAGGUCCAGACCGCGACCAAGACAAAGACCAAGAUCGCCAGGGGGGUGAGGGCCAGGAUGGGGAUACGGAAAUGGGCGAGGCUACCGAGUUGGAUCCCGAAGCGAGAGAUCCCACCUAA